This is a messenger RNA of Chlamydomonas reinhardtii, 2261 nucleotides long. RefSeq lists its product as uncharacterized. NCBI's taxonomy places the organism in Eukaryota, Viridiplantae, Chlorophyta, Chlorophyceae, Chlamydomonadales, Chlamydomonadaceae. The record is from RefSeq and is a predicted model, not a curated record. Bases 808 to 1872 code for a protein of 354 amino acids. The transcript has 4 exons.
GUACCGCCCGCCCCUGAACAAAGCACGGCUGCCCAUCUAUAUCCUUGAAAUCGGUUACAGCUCCGACGUUCGCCAUUUGGACAAGCGGGAAGAAAAAUCUCAGCAACACCAAGAACUCAAGCGACUGCUGGAAGCGGCCGGAUGGACGGUCCACUACUCCACCAAUGAAUGCCUUGCGCUCGGAGUGACUGGGGCCAUCCCUUGCAACCUCACUAAGCUGCUCACCUCUCAACUUGGGGUGACCCACACAGCCGCACGAGUAUGCGGAGAGAGGCUCCACACACACGCUGUGAACAGUGCGGGCGGCAUUAUCAAAAUGCGCCGAGUAACCGAGCAGGAACUCAAACCGAGAGGUGGGUGAGCCACGGCUCCCCCACACCUCCUCGGAGUGCGUGGUGAGGUGGCAGCGCGAGGGGGAUGGGCCUCCUCGCCCUAGCCACCUUACCCCGAUAAUCCACGCCAGGCCCCAUGGGCCGGCGUUUGAAUUAUUAUUAUUAUUGUCGACUCGGGCUGCUAUCCUAACGCUAACUUCCUGUUUGCUACCCUGCCCGCCCCCACCACGGAUUCUUCCAAGUGAGUCCCGGCUGAUUAAGCGUGCGUUAAGACUGUUGGUGCCAAGCAUAACCAGUAAACGGAUAAAAAUAAUGCCUGCUGAUUGUCCGCAGGGUCAUCGCGCGCGCCCUAGCUCAGCAGUGCCUGGCACGUGGCAGAGGGAGCGAUCCCUGUCCUGUCGACUACAGCGUCUACAAGACCAUUCCGUUGCCCGCGGAUGUUUGGCGCAAUACCCUUGUGUGCCCAGGGUCCCCUAUGGAUGUUUUCCUAACAUGCGACAAUCUCAGCCCGGCAUUUGGCGGCAGCAUUGGAGCAUGCCUGGAUAACCCACUGUGCACGUGGGCGGAUGUGUCGAGAGUUUUAUCUUCUGCCGCGUACAACAGGAUACAGCCUGCCUCAGCGGACACUUUGGCCCAGCAGUUUGACCCUGCGUUUGACGCUGACACAAUGCUCACGAUGUUGCCGAACCUUUUUUUCUUCGACGGGUAUUAUGAUUCAGCAUGGCCGCAUGAGGAAAGGCAGAGGCAACUCUGCGUGGCCAAAUGGGCUACCAAUCAGUCCUACCUGGCACAGAUGUACUCAACUUACCUGAAACCAGCAUACCAGAAGUUGCUAAGCGACUACAUAUUGAGGAACAUAACGUACACACUUGCAACGUACUACAACACGGUGUACAUCAAUACCAGUUUCAUCUCACACUUCUAUGGCGCCUGCCCUGUUUCCAUGCGAGCCAUCACUGCUAGCAUCAAGUGUGAUUCGAUCGAAGACAGCCGAGAGGCAUGCAACUACGUACCUUACUGCGCAUGGUAUGACGGCUUCUGCCAGCUGGCGCAUCUGGAGCCCUUGGUCGUUCAGGACAACAGCAUCUUCACUUCUGACCCUUGGGCCAGGGCCAUCAUGAACUUGUCGAACAUGUGCAUGCCACUAAACACUUUUGGAAUUCACGGGAAUCGGCCAAUUUAUGCUAGCAGUACAUAUGGAUCGCCCAACUGCUCCGAGUUCCUGGCAUCGGACUUUGGGCGUCAGAGCUCACCUGUCAUGUUCAAUGCGGCAAGCAAUGUCCUGGAUCCCGCUGGGCCUUACUAUCCAACCAACCUGCAGGCUUCAUUCUAUGUGCCUGCCGGCACGAAUGGCACCGCCGGACAAAGCGGUGGCAGUAGCAAUGGUGGCAGCAGCAGCCGUGCACCCAACCCGUACACUAAUGCGCCUGCAACUAGUGGUGGUGGUACGGGUGGCAGUGGUCGCACUCGGGUUCCGGUGUGGGGUGUAGUUGUGUUAAUGUUCGCGCUCAUUGCACUGGCACGUACGCCCAGUUGGUAGGUGUGCCAAUCAAGGGGCCGCCUCGAGCGUUCUCCGCAACUGCUGCGUGUAUGCCGCCGUGGGUUGAGCCAUGCCGUUGAGCACGAGCCUUGAUGGGGUGAUGAGGAUGAUACGCAUGCACGCAGUGAUGACUUGGACAUGACUUAUACACCUAGUAGUUAUGAUCCUCGUUGUUGUGCAACUCUCUACCUCUGUGCUGCUUGUACGGUGGCGUCUAGUAGCUUUCCAGGAGCAAUCACUGCAUCCAGCAGAUUGUGGUGUUGGCCAAGCAAUCAGCAGGAAGUAAUGAUCUGAAUCCGUGCAAGGCAGGUAGGGGUGCGUGGGCCGGUCACGUUGAUGGUCUUGCAGCCCCCAGCCCGUGGGCUGUAACUGUGUAAUCCACUGGCUAG